AUGGAAGGAUAUUUCCAACAAGAAAGGAAAAACAUUCCACUUCUGUUGCAGAUCCAGACAGCAAAACCAUUAGUGGACACACAUGCCCCAACAAUACACAGAAUCAUUUAUUUAUCCCUUCUAUACAAAAAGUUGGAGGAACACCAACUUUCUGCUACUGAAAGAGAGAAGUAUUUGCUGCUAGAGAAGAUGUCCUGCAUAUUGAGAACAAAGGGACAAACUGACAACAAAAAUGACUAUAAGUCCAAAAGUUUAAUUGAAGAAAAACGAAAGCAGUGGAAAGUGAACCAGGAGAACUGA
This is a messenger RNA of Haemorhous mexicanus (house finch), 300 nucleotides long. RefSeq names its product CFAP97 domain containing 2 (gene CFAP97D2). The transcript has 3 exons. Lineage: Eukaryota; Metazoa; Chordata; Aves; Passeriformes; Fringillidae. The record is from RefSeq and is a predicted model, not a curated record. The coding region runs from base 1 to 300 and encodes 99 amino acids.